CGGGGCUCGGUCUAUGACGAGCGGCAGGGGGCUGCCAUGGGUCGGGGGCUGCUCAGGGGCCUGUGGCUGCUGCACAUCGUCCUGUGGACGCGCAUCGCCGGCACGAUCCCGCCGCAUGUUCCGAAGUCGGGUGCUUAACAGGAACAGGUCUCCAAGGAAGAUCUUGAAGAUGGUGAUCCCCCUGCUCUACCAGAAUCUCCAUCAGCUUCCUGCAGAGCCACCCUGUGCAAGCCUACAGCCUGGGCACCAGUGGUCGGGCAGCCUGCCUCCUGUGUCCACACAGCUUCCAGACAUUCUUCCGCCUUCCUUCCAGCUGGAUGAUCACCCAGGCAACCCCUUCUCUAGGGAACUUCUAGAGCUCCUGCUGACUUCAUAGCAUUACUUUGACAUGGACUACCAAUGCCUGACCUGCUCUGUCUAGGGGAACAGGGAGAUAAAUUAAUAAUGACUUGAUGGCUGCUGACAGCAAUGGCGCAAUCAAGUUCCCGCCCUUGUGUAAGUUCUGCGAUGUGAGGACAUCCACCUGUGACAACCAGAAGUCCUGCCUGAGCAACUGCAGCAUCACAGCUAUCUGCGAGACGCCGCACGAGGUCUGCGUGGCCAUCUGGAGGAAGAAUGAUGAGAACAUAACAUUAGAGACGGUUUGCCAUGACCCCAAACUCACCUACCAUGGAUUUUUUCUCGAAGAUGCUGCUUCUCCAAAGUGUAUCAUGAAAGAAAAAAAAGUGUCUGGCGAGACUUUCUUUAUGUGCUCCUGUAGCUCUGAUGAGUGCAAUGACCACAUCAUCUUCUCGGAAGAAUACACUACCAACAGCCCCGACUUGCUGUUAGUCAUAUUCCAAGUGACAGGCAUCAGCCUGCUGCCCCCGCUGGGCAUCGCCAUAGCUGUCAUCAUCACCUUCUACUGCUACCGCAUCCACCGGCAGCAGAAGCUGAGCCCAGCCUGGGAGAACAGCAAGCCUCGGAAACUCAUGGAGUUCAGCGAGCACCUUGCUAUCAUUCUGGAAGACGACCGCUCCGACAUCAGCUCCACAUGUGCCAACAACAUCAACCACAACACGGAGCUGCUGCCCAUAGAGCUGGACACGCUGGUGGGGAAAGGGCGCUUUGCCGAGGUCUACAAGGCCAAGCUGAAGCAGAACACCUCUGAGCAGUUCGAGACCGUGGCCGUCAAGAUCUUCCCAUACGAGGAGUAUGCCUCCUGGAAGACGGAGAAGGACAUUUUCUCGGACAUCAACCUGAAGCACGAGAACAUUCUGCAGUUCCUGACAGCCGAGGAGCGGAAGACAGAGCUGGGGAAGCAAUACUGGCUGAUCACCGCCUUCCACACCAAGGGCAACCUGCAGGAGUACCUGACGCGCCAUGUCAUCAGCUGGGAGGACCUGCGCAGGCUGGGCGGCUCCCUGGCUCGCGGCAUCGCUCACCUGCACAGCGACCACACCCUGUGCGGGAGGCCCAAGAUGCCCAUCGUGCACAGGGACCUCAAGAGCUCCAACAUCCUCGUGAAGAAUGACCUGACCUGCUGCCUCUGUGACUUCGGGCUCUCCCUGCGUCUGGACCCCACUCUGUCUGUGGACGACCUGGCCAACAGCGGGCAGGUGGGAACUGCAAGGUACAUGGCCCCAGAAGUCCUAGAGUCCAGGAUGAAUUUGGAGAACGUGGAGUCCUUUAAGCAGACGGAUGUCUACUCCAUGGCUCUGGUGCUCUGGGAAAUGACGUCUCGCUGUAACGCGGUGGGAGAAGUGAAAGAUUAUGAGCCGCCAUUUGGUUCCAAGGUCCGGGAGCACCCCUGUGUCGAAAGCAUGAAGGAUAAUGUGUUGAGAGAUCGUGGACGACCGGAGAUCCCCAGCUCCUGGCUCAACCACCAGGGCAUCCAGAUGGUGUGCGAGACCCUGACCGAGUGCUGGGACCAUGACCCCGAGGCCCGGCUCACGGCCCAGUGCGUGGCCGAGCGCUUCGGUGAGCUGGAGCACCUGGACAGACUGUCAGGGAGGAGCUGCUCCGAGGAGAAGAUUCCCGAAGAUGGCUCACUGAACACUACCAAGUAGCUCUUCCAGGGCGGGCUGGGCCCAGUCUAAGGAGGCCGCCCCUGUCGCCAAAGAACCGAGGCAGCAGGAAGCUGCCCCUGAACCCACGCUUCCUGGAAACCAGGGGUCACUCCCCUCCCUGUGUGCUGCGGCCACGGGCAGGAGGUCGGCAGCAGGACGUGGGACAUGAAGCAUUCUAUGCCUUUGACGUUGUCAUGGGAUAAGCUGUGUUAGCUCUUCCUCAGGAAAUGAGAUUGAUUUUUACAAUAGCCAAUAACAUUUGCACUUUAUUAAUGCCUGUAUAUAAAUAUGGAAUAGCUAUCUUUUAUAUAUAUCUAUAUAUAUAUGUCUAUAUCUAUAUAUGCAGCCAUACUCUAGACAGAGAUGAAGAAAAAGAUCAGCCAUCCCAGGAAAUUGGUCUGAUUGGAGAGCUCCAGAGCCUAGCGCCGAAGGACAGGACCCGUGACAGCAUUAGCACUUGACAGUCGCUCCUGCGCUGGGUCUCUGGCGGCAGGAAGGGGACUCGGCAUCAGGAGAGAGGCCCCACGUCCCAGGACCUGCUCUGGCCACAUGGCACUUGCUUUUGCAGGAUAAUCCCCUGUGCAUGUGUCCUUUUCUGGCCAGGGAGCUAAGUACUGUCAUGUAGUUUGGGGACCACAUCCUGGGGCUCUCAUGUGCCAUUGCUUCUCCAGGACUUUUCACUUGAGCUUCAAGCGCUCAUCUGGUUUGUAAGCCACCUUCCACAACUAGCUCAGAGACUCUGUCCCAGCUAAUAGCUUAAAUGUGUUGAGCCCCAUGUUUGUCCUGCACAGGCUUCACUGGUGGAAAAAUCAGGACAAAAUUCCCCACCUUCUUGCUUUACCAUCUGCUAACGAGCACUUGUAAUUGUUUUCAUCCCUCCCCAUACCUGUUGCGAGUCUCUACCCUCCACCCUCUUCCCUUCCCUAUAAGGGAAGAAACCGUCCCUCCGGGGUCUGUUGCAUUUAAUUUCUCAUCACACUGGCAUGAGUCUUUAGCUUUCUCUGCACACACCAGUGGGUGCCAUCUUUCUGGGCUCCUGCAUGCUCAGACACGUUGACCUCGUGGAAAUGAUUGGAGCUGCCUGAUUUCUGCCAAUCAGGACGGUUUCACUCAGCAGUCUGAACAUGGCUUUUGCCCGGCCAGCACAGUGUUUAACAAAAUGGAGCCACUUUUUAAAUAUUUGGAGAUUUUGCAAGAAAGAGUCUGGGUGCCCAAGUGAGGAAAUAGAUAGUAGAUGCUUUGCAGUCCUCUCCCAGCCACAUUAUUCACGGAAUGAAGGUGUGGACACACUUAUAAAUUGCUUCACUUGUCACUGUAAGCAUUUGCAUUUCCCACUGCCCACCCUACCCCAGUCUGAGAAUUAAACCCACUCCUAACCUAGGACCCCUGUAAGAAAUGUGCAUUAAAUCAGUCAUUCUCUGGCUGUGUAAUGUGAUUUCAAUUCCCUCCCUCCACCCCAUCUAGUGUUAAGAUUUGAAGUUGACCUUUUUUUGGACUAAAGGGGUCUCCUCUUGGUGGUCCUGGUUAACCCAAGUCUCUUUGGCCUGUAGGUCUAGAGUUUUCCUCUGCAUUAGCAAGGGAAGCUCUCUAUCAUUAGAAGCAUUUGCUGUGGAUUCUGGUCUCUCCAUCAUACCAGCCUUCCCAACCUUUGCAGAAUUUGCCAACAAGGACUUGAACGGGGACACAGAGUCCCAUCUGCAAUUAGGAAAUCUGUAUCUACGUGGACAAGAACAAAGAGUGACCUUUAAUACUCCAUAGGAAACUUGUUAAUCCGCAAACAAGUGUUAAUGCUGCAAAUAUCAAUCUCUUUUUUUUUUAAUGUUUUCGAAGCUACCUACCUUCAGCCAAAUAGGACUAUUACGGAGGGACGGGCAGUGAGCAGAUCAGCUCGAACUGGAUCUUGGAAUGUCUCAUCUCAGUGGGGUUUUAGCAGCCGUGCUGGAGUUUGGGACUAGGUGAAACUUCUAGGCCCCCUACCCAGUGGCAGUAGGCUGAGACAGUGAAGGACAGCUUGGCUACAAUAAAUACCACGCGAGUGCCCAGAAAUGCCUUGCACCUUAAGGGCUUCCUGUCGCUGUCCCAAUAGCUGUUGCUUAUUGACCUCUAGUGGUGAAUUUCUAGAAUACUGGCCCAUUAAUGGGAUUUUCCAAGAUUCAAAAGCUUUAUCACUUCUGGGUCAUCAUCAGCAGAAACUGGAAUGUAGUGUCAGAUGAUAACUGUGGCUUGUUUUAAGUUUUUUUUUUCUUAUUCAAGAAAAAGACCAAGGAAUAACAUUCUGUAGUUCCUAAAAAUACUGACCUUUUUUUCACUACUAUACAUAAAGGGAAAGUUUGUAUUCUUUUAUGGAACACAUCAGCAGUACUCAUGUAUUAAAACAGGAAUGUGAAUGCUAUAUACUCUUUUUAUAUCAAAGGUCUCAAGCACUUAUUUUCAUCCUAUGCAUUUUUUGUCUUUUAUAUAAAUAAAAUGUUUAUUAGAUUGAAUAAAGCAAAAAUACUCAGGUCA
Manis javanica (Malayan pangolin) is the source of this 4553-nucleotide messenger RNA. RefSeq names its product transforming growth factor beta receptor 2 (gene TGFBR2). The record is from RefSeq and is a predicted model, not a curated record. Gene Ontology annotation, cellular component: plasma membrane; signaling receptor complex. Lineage: Eukaryota; Metazoa; Chordata; Mammalia; Pholidota; Manidae. Gene Ontology annotation, biological process: cellular response to growth factor stimulus; protein phosphorylation; heart development. Gene Ontology annotation, molecular function: transforming growth factor beta receptor activity, type II; metal ion binding; ATP binding.